AUGGCAGAUCCCCUUACCGUGGUAGGGGCUGUCGCAUCGACGAUUCAACUGAUUGAGUUCACGGCCAAAGUUUUCGACCGUCUCAAUAACUACAUCCGCCAUAUCGAUGAAGUACCCGAAACCCUCCGCCAGAUCAAGCUCCAUCUACCCCUUUUUAUAGAAACACUGCAGAGAGUUCAAACCUUUAUCGACUUUGGUUACUUCAAUCCAAGGACUUCAUCUGUUCUGAAGGACUUUGUCGAAGAAAGUUUUUCACAAAUGGUCUUGCUUGAUGAUCUUCUUCUUAAAAUCAUACCCGAUAAAGGUGACUCAGUGAUAAAGAAAGGUCGAAAAGCAAUCUUCAGCUUGAAAGAGGAGAGCAGUCUGAAGAAGAUAUUCGAAAACAUUUCAGGAUAUAUUGAGAAGUUGCUGCUUUUUCAAAGCUCGGUUACUUCUGGUCACGCAAUGAUACACACUCAAUCAUUGUUGAAAAUGCAUCAAAGUCAUACAGCUUAUGGCUCAUUGGUCCCUGGUUCUCCAAUACCAACGGAUGCCCGAGCGAUGGGUUAUACGAGCGAACCCGUUAUGAAGUUGGACGGUGAUGCUCGGUUAAAAUCCAUCUCAAACUACUCUAAGCGGGGCAAAGACCGACGAAUAUCAUACUUUUUAUCUCUGUCACGAUUCGGUCUCCUUUGGGCUCUCCAGGUGGACCUCAACAUUUCAUGGGGCAACAAAGCAGUUUCCAUUCUUCCCGGUCUUCAUUUCCAGCAACUAGUCAAAAACACUUCCCCGGGUUUAGAGAUUUUCAUGAGGUGCAUGAUGCAGAAAAUGGAUACCGAAUCAGCAUCCCAAGCCCUGAUUGGAUUGUUUCGCAGGGGUGUUGUAUCUCCCCAUGACGUUUUCCCGGACGGAGCAACUUGGCUGGAAUCCUUUGCCAAUGCGGGGCACGAAUGGGGACACAGAUACCCUGGAACAGUUGGGGACUCUUCAUUGAACAGUUCAGCGUACACGGAACUCAGUCUUGGAAAUGCCGAUGUGGACCCUUUUCUACUCCAGUUCCUUGCAGAAUGUUCAAAAAAUGCUUAUGAUGAGAUUGAAAGACUUGUCCAAGACCCUCGAUCCCUUCGAGGAACGAAUCUUCUGAGACAAAACCCCGUGCAUGUAGCCGUCUUGCGCCCCAAUGCGCUCGCAAUAAUAGUUCGAGUUUUUGGAGAUCUUGAUAUGCCAGACCUGGCUGGUAAAACUCCACUGGAAUAUGCUGCGGCAUAUGGGUCUACAGAAUCAAUAUUGAUUCUCCUGAAAUCUGGCGCACGCCCAUGGGAACUGUUAUCGGAGGCUGUUGCCUUCUUUCGCAACAAAAAAACUUUCUCAGAGAGCUUUGUCCAACAUCAGCUCAAAGAUCUAAUGCUUGAGACCAUGCACACGGGGGACUGGAACUCUAAUAUUAUCCACAUCUUCCUCGGGUUAGGUGUGGAUCCUCGUAUUGUUUCACGAGAUGGGGAUACACUACUGUAUUUUGCUGAUAGCGCAGCAAACGUAGAUGCGUUGUUUCCAACAGCUUCUGAGUAUAUCAAUGACACAAAUAACGAUGGCUGGACAGCUCUGAUGACAUCAAUUGGGAAUCGCCCACUCGAGGUAUCUAAAGCGAUUGUCCAUAGGGGGUGUAACAUCAACCACCAGGAUACUAUGGGACUUUCAGCCUUGCAUAUAGCAUCCGAGUUGAUAACACGAUCGGUGAAAAGUGUGCCUAAUAAGCCAGAUUACGAGUCUAUUCGGUCGAUAUCCACGAUUUUUGCCGUUAUCGCAAUGCUGAUAGCCGAGGAUGCUGAUCCUUUCUCUCGUGAUAAAUGCCGCUGCGCGUGUUCAGAUGGAGGCUGCUCGCCAAUCACCCUGAUGUUGGACCGAAUACCUUCCAUACAUAAGUCACAUUAUCUUGAACCAUCGGGUUAUCUUUGGGUUCUCGAAUGGCUCUUGACUUUAAGCGAUCUCCGUGGGGAAGCAAUUGCACGGAAGGCUUUACUUGAUUUGAUCCGAUUCAAGGAGUUCCAAAAAGCGGAACUCACACAUGUUUGCAUUUCCGAUCAUGAGCCUAACUUCGGAGACUACUUCGAUGGUGAUGAAAUCGACGAGAUUAUGGAUGAAGAGAAGGAAUUAAUAUGGCAACUAGAGGAGACAAUGGAAAAAUGGAAGCAAAAGAUUGAUUACCUUCCGAUCGAAGAAGCGUGGCUCGACAUGCUGAAUGAGUUCUGUCCUGUCAAUUACAAGCCUCCCAUGGUUGGACCUUGGUGGUCAUCAUUUGUGGGAACAAAUUAUGACAAAUCAGAGCAAGCUGCCUUGCCCAGUUUCAUAAUCAGCGCACCAAAUCCGACUGGUUCAUCAUUCUAUGUCGAUAAGAUCUCCGACGUGUAUAGGAGUCAUGAAUUUUUUCCCGUUGAUCCUUCAAUUGCCGCCUCACCCCGGGCAUACAUCGCGUGGGUCGAGUCUAUAUACAGAUAUGGAGCAUCGGACGACUACCCCAUUGAAAUCAACUAUGAAUGGUACGAGAAGAGGAAAUAUUGGGCCAACCGACAGUUUGAAGUUCUAAGAGACUGUGGAAUUUUUGAAAUUCCCCAGUAG
Messenger RNA from Penicillium expansum, 2595 nucleotides. RefSeq lists its product as uncharacterized. Lineage: Eukaryota; Fungi; Ascomycota; Eurotiomycetes; Eurotiales; Aspergillaceae. The coding region runs from base 1 to 2595 and encodes 864 amino acids. Gene Ontology annotation, molecular function: protein binding. The record is from RefSeq and is a predicted model, not a curated record. The transcript is spliced from 6 exons.